CCAAUUGCUGGAUCUCAGCCGCGAGCGCAGUCUCCACCCACUGGAAACAUUCCUGGUCCGCCCCUCCCUGGCUCCCUCCCUCCUUCCCUCCUCCCGCCGCAGCCUGGACCCGGUUCGGCCGCAACUUCCUGCCGUGUGCUGGGGAACCGUGCGCAUUCCGGGGGUCCCCCGGAGUCUGGGUGCUCGCAGCGGGCGGAGGCUGGGACCGCGGGGCGGCCAGCCGUGGGCGGGAGCAGCCGGCGGCCACUGCGGCUUCCGAGAGCGACUUUCAAAUUCCAACCCGCUUCGCCGCGCCACCUGGGCAGCCCCGCGCGCCUGGCGCGUCGCGAGCCGGCGGGGCGGCCACGGCUUGAAUCUCCCCGAGGUGACAGUCCCAGGCAGCGAUGCCAGGAUGCCCGUCUCUACUGCCCUCCACCAAGAUGGCAGCCAGGAGCGGCCACCGAGCCUAAUGUCUACCACAUCCUCAUCUGGCUCCUCCCGUGACAGCCACAGUGCCAUGGAGGAGCCGACUGGCUCCGAGGCUGCAGCCCAGAACGGGACAGGCUCCCCUUGGGGCCGGCAUGUUCCCAACAGCAACAACAACUCCAGCGGCUGGCUGAACAUGAAGGGCCCUCUCUCCCCAUUCAACGGCCGUGCAGGGACAGGCCCUGCCUAUCACAAGCUCAGCUAUCUGGGCCGGGUGGUGCGAGAGAUCGUGGAGACAGAGCGCAUGUAUGUGCAGGACCUGCGGAGCAUUGUGGAGGACUACCUCUUGAAGAUCAUCGACACCCCCGGGCUCCUGAAGCCGGAGCAAGUCAGCGCCCUCUUUGGGAACAUAGAGAGCAUAUAUGCACUGAACAGCCAGCUUCUCAGAGACCUGGACAGCUGCAAUAGUGACCCCGUGGCAGUUGCCAGCUGCUUCGUGGAAAGGAGCCAAGAGUUUGAUAUAUACACUCAGUAUUGCAACAACUACCCCAACUCAGUGGCAGCCCUCACGGAGUGCAUGCAAGACAAGCAGCAAGCCAAGUUCUUCCGGGACCGGCAGGAGCUGCUGCAGCACUCCCUGCCCCUGGGCUCCUACCUGCUGAAGCCGGUCCAACGCAUCCUCAAGUACCACCUGCUGCUCCAGGAAAUUGCCAAACAUUUUGAUGAAGAAGAGGAUGGCUUCGAGGUGGUAGAAGACGCCAUUGACACCAUGACGUGUGUGGCCUGGUACAUCAAUGACAUGAAGAGGAGGCACGAGCACGCAGUUCGGCUACAGGAGAUCCAGUCACUGCUCAUUAACUGGAAGGGACCAGACCUGACCACCUACGGGGAACUGGUCCUGGAAGCCACCUUUCGCGUGCACCGUGUGCGCAAUGAGAGAACUUUCUUCCUCUUUGACAAGAUACUGCUCAUUACCAAGAAGCGAGGCGAUCACUUUGUCUACAAGGGCCACAUUCCGUGUUCCUCACUGAUGCUGAUCGAAAGCACCAGGGACUCUCUGUGCUUCACCGUCACCCACUAUAAGCACAGCAAACAACAAUACAGUAUCCAGGCCAAGACAGUCGAGGAGAAACGGAGCUGGACUCACCACAUCAAGAGGCUCAUCCUGGAGAAUCACCAUGCUACUAUACCCCAGAAGGCCAAGGAAGCCAUCUUGGAAAUGGACUCCUAUUAUCCCAGUAGGUAUCGCUGCAGCCCGGAGCGGAUGAAAAAGGCUUGGUCCUCACAGGAUGAGGUGUCUGCCCAUGUGCGCCAGGGACGUCGGCAGUCUGAGCCCACCAGGCACCUGCUCAGGCAGCUGAGUGAGAAAGCCAGAGCAGCAGGAAUGAAGCACGCAGGGAGUGCCGGAGCCCUCUUGGACUUUGGGCAGCUACCCCAUGCACAGGACCGGCAGCCAGAGGCUGAGGGGGCUGCCAGGGAGGAGCUUGAGGAAGAGGAGGAGAUAGUGGAGGAGGAAGAGCAGCAGCAGCAGCAGGCCUUUCCGGUCUCCCUGGAGGACCUGGCAGGGCAUGGUGGCAACGAGAAGGUGCCUGGGCCAGAGCCCCCGGGCUCGGAGGAGGAGGAAGAGGAGGAAGAGAGUCUAGCAGUGGCGGAGCAGGUAGCUGACUUUGCCAGCUCCCUGCUGGCCGCCCUCCACUGCUGGCACUAUCGAGCCAACGCUUUACUUUUCUCCCGGGGUGCUAUGGGGAAGAGACAUGGGGAGUCUGAAGGCUCUAAAAGCUGCAGAAGGCCCAGUGACCGGUCUCCAACCAGUGUGGAGAAACGCAUGAGCUUUGAGUCUGUUUCUUCUAUGCCAGAGGAGAGCAGUGAGCAGGUUGAGACAGAUCCUGAGCCCGGGGCUGAGCAGGAGGCCUUUACUGCCUUGGAAGGUCCCAGCCCUGAGGAGAUGCCUUCAGACCCAGAAUUUCCAGAAGCCCUGGAGACACAGCUUCAUGACCCCAAGGGGCUGCUAGGAGUGGACAAGCCCGCUGGUGAGGUAGAUUUUGUGGAGCCUGAGGGGUCUGAAGACCUUAAGACCCUGAGUAGUGAGGAGGAAGAAGAGGAGGAGAUGGGAGCCACCCAGGAACCCGAGAGCCUCCUGCCACCCUCUGUGCUGGACCAGGCCAGCGUCAUUGCCGAGAGGUUCGCCAGUAGCUUCUCUCGGCGGAGCAGCCUGGCAGCGGAGGACGGCAAGUGCAGUGGCCUCGGGACACCACGGCUCAUCAGCAGGAGCAGCAGCGUGCUCAGCCUGGAGGGCAGCGAGAAGGGCCUGGCCCGAUGGAGCAGCACUGGAGACUCCCUCAGCAACCCGCCCGCCCCAGAAGUGAUCAUCGGUACAGACACAGUCACGGACACUGGCCCUUCUGUCAAUGGGACAGAAUCUCUAGGUGCAGGCUCAGGCUGCCCCACGGAACUGGAUAGAUCUUCCUGCAAGAAAAAGGAAUCAGCAUUGUCUACCCGAGACCGACAGUUGCUGGACAGAAUUAAGAACUACUAUGAAAACGCAGAGCACCACGAUGCCAGCUUCAGCAUCCGUCGGCGGGAGAGCCUCUCCUACAUCCCUAAAGGACUGGUGCGCAACUCCGUGUCCAGGUUCAACAGCCUUCCCAAACCAGAUCCAGAGCCAGCAGCUCCUGUUGGGUACAAGAGGCCGGGGAGUUCUCGGCCAGCUUCAUGGACCUUGUUUGACCUCCCAGGUCCCAGCCGGGCAGACGAAGGGGACCCAGCUCCUAUCACAGAUGCGGAGUUCCGUCCAUCUUCAGAAAUUGCCAAGAUAUGGGAAAGAAUGGAGUCUUCGCAGAGAAGUCCCCGGACAGGGUCUGGCCAGAGCCAGGCCAAUGGCUUUGAGCUACAAGAGCCACUGUUCAUCUUGGAGGAGCAUGAGCUGGGGGCCAUCACUGAGGAGUCUGCUGUCGCCUCUCCAGAAAGUGCCUCUCCCACUGAGCAUCCCAGCCCAGCCCACCUGGCCCGGGAGCUGAAAGAGCUGGUGAAGGAGCUGAGCAGUGGUGUCCAGGGGGAGCUGGUUACCCCACUGCACCCCCGUAUUAUGCAGCUCUCCCAUGUGAUGGACAGCCAUGUGAGUGAGCGUGUCAAAAACAAGGUCUACCAGUUGGCCCGCCAGUAUAGCCUCCGAAUUAAGAACAUCAAGGCAGCUAGGCCACCUCUACACUGGGAAAAAGCCACUCCUGAUGGGGAUGAGCCCAUCCCUUCCAUUUCUGGCCUGCCUGUGGAAGCUGGAGAGCUGUCAGGGGGCAAAGCCAGGAGGAAGCCUGUGCUAUCCCUCCUCAGCUAUGAGCAGCUGGUGGCUCAGGAGCAUGGCACCUCCAAGUCUUCCUCUGCUGUGGAGACCUCUCCACGCCGUUUCUCCUUCAGCCCUUCUGCUGUCAGCCCAAGAACCACCUCACCUGGGUCUCGGUCCUCCGCUCGGAGCCCCCUCAGCCCCUUUGACACUGAGACCUUCAACUGGCCCGAUGUCCGAGAGCUCUGCUCCAAGUAUACCUCCCACGACAAGACUGCUCAGGCCGAGAGCAGCUGGCCCCGUAGCCUGCUGGUCAACAGGAGCCGCUCCUUGCCUGAGAACAUUAUAGAACCUCCUGUGUCUGGCAAGGCGGACCACUGCUGCAGCCUGAACACCAAUGGGCGCCAGGGAGAUGGGGAGGCCAGCCAGCCUCCACCUCCUGAGUCUCCUCCCCAAAGCCAGCUGAAUGGAGGUGAAGCCCUGUAUGUCACCGCAGACCUUACCCUAGAGAACAACCGGCGAGUGAUCAUCAUGGAGAAGGGGUCCCAUCCUAGCUCUACCAUGGGACUGGAGGAAGACAGUGGGAAGGAACCAAGUGCCUCAGUGGUUUUGAAGGGACAGGGCCAAGGUUUCCAGGAGUCUGCAGAGCACCAGCCCAAAGAAGACAGUCCUAGGGACUCAGCGGACACAAACAAACAGGGUAGAGUGAGAAACCUGAGGGAGAAGUUCCAGGCCUUGAACUCUGUGGGUUGACUGACUCCUGAAGGAGAGAACGUGUGGCGGCGGAAAGGACCUGGCGUGCUUUCCCCCAGGCCUGGCACACCAGGCUGUUCUCCAUUCUUCUGGAAGAGUGGUUUGGGAAACGUGAACUCACCUGCUACCCGUGCUGGCACCUCCCCUCCCUGGGGAGGUCCCAUGAUGACUUUCCUUAGGUCCAGAUGAGCCACUUACCUUUUCUGUAAAUACUUCCCUGAUAAGAAGCCAACGAUUUUAUUUAAACUUAUUCUGCCCAGGGAGAGCAAGCACUGUCCUGGCUUCCCUUACUGGCUGGCCACUGCCCAGCUGAGAACCAAGGCGAGACCUAGGAAGCAGUCUGGGCAGGCUUUGCCCUUUAACUGCCUUGUCAUAGGACCCAGGCAGGAAUGAGGCCAAUAAUUUAUUGCUUUCCAUCCUGUGGUGUGUGUGUGUGAGUGAGUGUGUGUGUGUUGUAAAGACUGUAAUGGACCUAAUUCAGGUACUCUGGCAGGCUGUCUUGCUGGCCCUGUGGUCCUUGCUAAUGUUAAUGUACACACAUUUCAUUAUUUACCUAUGGUGCAAUAAGCACUAUGACCAACCAA
Messenger RNA from Rattus rattus (black rat), 5019 nucleotides. It is a transcript of the gene Plekhg3, whose product is annotated as pleckstrin homology and RhoGEF domain containing G3. The transcript has 18 exons. Bases 392 to 4435 code for a protein of 1347 amino acids. Gene Ontology annotation, molecular function: guanyl-nucleotide exchange factor activity. The record is from RefSeq and is a predicted model, not a curated record. NCBI's taxonomy places the organism in Eukaryota, Metazoa, Chordata, Mammalia, Rodentia, Muridae.